AUGCCGGACGCCGGAAAACGGGCAGAGCUUAGGAGGGAUCCUGGGCGGCUCAGCAAGGCUUCGAGGGCGGAGAGGAGAUCGUCGGCGGAUGACUUCAAAAAGGCCCUCAAGGAGGAGCGACCUUUAGCCUUGAGGUUUCGCCCUCGAGAGCUUCCAGACGGCGUGGAAGAGCUCGUGGCGGAGAAAGAGGUCGGGAAGAUCGGCCUGUCCUUUCUCAAAAUGCCCCCCGAGCCGGUCAUCGUGAACAAGGUGAUCCCAGGCUGCUGGGCUGAAGAGGUUGGCUUCCAAGGUGGCGAGGAGAUCGUGGCCUUGGACGGGGCGCCGGUGGCCUCGAUGACGCCGGAGACCUUCAAGGCGGCGCUGCAGCAGCGGCCCCUGCGGCUGAGGUUUCGUCCUGCUGGGCACAAGGAGCAGGAGGAGCAGGAGGAGGAGGAGGAGGACGACGAGGAGCCCGUGGAGGUGACUGCGGAUGCCAAAGUGAAGAAGAUCGGUUUGUCCUUCCGGGAGCUUCCUCCGCAGCCGGUGGUCGUGAGCAAGGUCGUUCCGGAGACCUGGGCCUCGCAGAUGGGCUUCAGAGGAGGUGAAGAGAUCGUGGCAUUGAAUGGCCAGCCCUGUGAGGCCAUGAACAGCGCCACCUUCAAGGAAUUGCUGGGUAUCAGGCCUUUAACACUGAGGUAUUUCCCUCCCUUGGAGGCGGAGCCGGCGGAGCCGGAGGAGCCGGCGGAGCUGCAUGAAAGAGAAGCAGCUGCCACAAAGAUACAGGCUCUUCAUAGGGGAAAGACGGCCCGUGCAGCAGUGGCUGCUCAGAAGGAGGAGCGGAUAAAUGCCGCAACGAAGAUACAGGCUGUUCAAAGGGGCAAUAGAGAGCGAAAAGCCGUAGCGGAGGACAAGAGCCGAAGGGCCGCAAGCAUAGCACCAGAGUCGCCAGCUACGCCACAAACUCCGGCAACUGCAGCAAGGCCGCGGCCACCAGCAGCCCCCCCUGCUAUACCGCGACCGCCAGCAACGCCGUCCCCAAAGAAAAAGAAGAGGCAGGAUCCGGUAAGACCAAAUGUUCCAGAUUUAGACGUGCAAAAGAGGGAAGAGGCUGCCAAAAGGAUACAGGCUGUCCAGAGAGGCAAAGCAGCACGAACAGCGACGGCAGUGGAAAGGCAGCAAAGGGAAGACGCCGCAACGAAGAUACAGGCUGUCCAGAGAGGUAAAGCAGCGCGAAGAGCAACAGCAGAUGAAAAGCAGCACAGAGAAGAAGCUGCAAAGAAGAUACAGGCUGUACAGAGAGGAAAAGCAGCACGAGCAGCAACGGCAGACGAAAAACAGCAAAGGGAAGAUGCUGCAACGAAGAUACAGGCUGUCCAGAGAGGUAAAGCAGCCCGAAGAGCCACAGCGGACGAAAAACGGCAAAGAGAAGACGCCGCAACGAAGAUACAGGCUGUACAGAGAGGGAAAGCAGCACGAUUAGCCGCAGAAAAGGACUUGACAGCACCAAGGAAGCAGUCUCCUGUGAAGCAAGACGUCUCUGAUUUGGAUGCCCAAGAAAGGGAAGAAGCUGCCAAAAAGAUACAGGCUGUCCACAGAGGUAAAGCAGCGCGAAGAGCAACAGCAGAUGAAAAACAGCAAAGAGAAGACGCUGCAAAGAAGAUACAGGCUGUACAGAGAGGAAAAGCAGCACAAUCAGCCGCAGCAAAGCCGAGGAUAAAGCCUGAAAAAGCCUUGAAAGCACCGAUGAAGGAGGAACGAGGCAAGAAGACUGCUCCAGCAGAACCAAGGAAGCAGGCUCCUGGGAAGCAAGACGUCACUGAUUUGGAUGCCCAAGAAAGGGAAGAAGCUGCCAAAAAGAUACAGGCUGUUCAGAGAGGGAAGGCAGCACGAACAGCUAUGGCAGAGGAAAAGCAGCAAAGAGAAGCAGCUGCGACGAAGAUACAGGCUGUACAGAGAGGUAAAGCUGCACGAAUGGCUGGAACAGACAAGAAAACUGAGUCAAAGGAGACCAGUGGCAGUCGUCGCUCCAGAGAGAAAGGGCCCGGCAGUGUGGGCCCAUCGGAGGCGGACGGCGGACGCCAUGGGACGAUUUAG
This is a messenger RNA of Durusdinium trenchii, 2073 nucleotides long. The record is from the annotation of a GenBank genome assembly. Lineage: Eukaryota; Dinophyceae; Suessiales; Symbiodiniaceae.